This is a messenger RNA of Dujonia railenensis, 1371 nucleotides long. NCBI's taxonomy places the organism in Eukaryota, Fungi, Ascomycota, Pichiomycetes, Serinales, Debaryomycetaceae. The record is from the annotation of a GenBank genome assembly.
AUGUCUACUGUUAUUUCUCCUAAAACAAUCCAAAUUGCUAAAAUUUUUUUUAAACACUUGGACAAACGUGUUGCUAGACCAUCCCUCAAGGCGUUCUUCUUCGCAUACUUAUACGUUACUCUACCAAAGGUUCUCAAUCAUGUAAUUUUAUCUAUUCGUAAAAAGAAGUAUCAUGAAGUGUUACCUAGGGUAGUUAAAAUUUUGCUUAAUGCACUUAAUCCUUCCAAAUUCCCAAUGUUCGCAGCGAAGUUGGUUGCAGGUAUCAAUAUCUUAGAGCCAUUGAUCUAUAAAAUUUUAAAGAGAUCGAAUAUUGGCUCGGGCCCUGUGGAGCUUUUAUUUUUAUCCACUUUGGUUUCUUCAUUUAUAUCGAGCUAUGCAUCUUUUCCUAACUUUCAAAAUCACAUAUUGACAUAUGGAAGAUAUUAUACUUUGGAUUUGACGUUAUUGGUCUGCACGAGAGCAUUGGACACUGCGUUUUCGUCAGUAUUAUCGAAAUACAGCGAAGGAACAAAGCUAGGUAAGUAUGUGGAUGGAAAUGCUGUAUUGUUCAUAGUUUCGCUGAGCUUUAUAAUGUUUUCAUGGUUCUUCAGGCCUCACGCAUUGCCGCCUUCCUAUAGGAAGUGGAUUACCUCUGCAGCAAAUAUGGAUCAAGAAAUUAUUGAUGCUUUAAAGUAUUUAAGGGAUGGGACCUUGGUUUAUGGUGAAAACUGUGAGCAUGAGAAGGUAUUGGAAACCUACUGCGAGAAGUAUGGAGUUGACAAAUCGCAGGGUUCCUUGAUAUUGAACCAGCCUUUGGAUUGUAGAACAGUUCAUGCAUUCAAAACUGACAGCUGUGAAUUGCAUGCUCUUUGGAGAUUUGCUAGAGGUUUUUCGUUUGCAAUGAAGAUUUAUGGCCCAUUGAACGGUUUGAUGUUACUCUUCCCAGUAAAAAAUCAGAAAAUGACUCAAAGAUUGUUGUAUGCGUUGAAAUCUGCCAUGAGAUCUUCUGCAUUCUUGGGCGCCUUUAUAUCAUUUUACUGGUAUGGGGUUUGUCUUGCAAGAAAGAGGGUUUUGCCCAAGCUUUUUCCUGGUGAGCCAAUGACUAAAUGGGACAAUACAUACGCUCCAACUGCUGGGUCCAUCGCGUGUGGGUUUAGUCUGUUAGUUGAAUCGGUUCAGAGACGUAAGGAAUUGGCAUUAUUCGUAGCCCCUAGAGCCCUAGGUACUAUUAUUCCUCUGGAACCCACAUUGAGAAAUCUUAAAAUAGAGUCUGUUGUAUUUUCGAUUUCUUUAGCUGUGUUGGUUGCAUACAGCAAAGCAAACCCAAAAUUAGUGAGAGGAAUCUUUGGGAAAGGAUUAAAGCAAGUUUUCUCCAUUGACUCUUAUCAGUAA